Quercus robur (English oak) is the source of this 471-nucleotide messenger RNA. RefSeq names its product nodulin-related protein 2-like. Lineage: Eukaryota; Viridiplantae; Streptophyta; Magnoliopsida; Fagales; Fagaceae. The record is from RefSeq and is a predicted model, not a curated record. The transcript has a single exon. Bases 1 to 471 code for a protein of 156 amino acids. Gene Ontology annotation, biological process: regulation of abscisic acid biosynthetic process; response to heat.
AUGAACUUUCUUUCAGAUCUUCAGAAGAAAUCUAACAGUUCUUCUGAGACUCACCUCCCUGAAGAAAAGAAUGAUCAAAACCAAAACCAACACCAACACCACCAACCAUCAAACGCUGAGCUCAUGGCCAGUGCCAAGUUGUUAGCUGAGGCAGGCCAAACCACUAUUAGCCAGGGAGCUGAAAAAGUUGACAAGGCCAGGGUAGCUGGAGCAGCUGGUGAUCUUUUGGGAGCUGCCUCUAGCUAUGGAAAGUUGGAAGAAAAGAGCUACGGCAAGUAUGUGGAAAAGGCUGAGACUUAUCUCGACCAAUAUGGCAACCCCUCCUCCCAAUCCCAAUCCCAAUCCCAUUCCACCACCACAGACUCAGAACCACAUUCAGCUGCUGCCGCUGGUGAUCAUGAAAGUGAAGGCAAUACUGAAAGUGGGACUGGGGACUACGUGAAGAUGGCUCAAGGUUUCUUGAAGAAAUGA